GAAUUCGAUCUUCUACUGUCUUUCACGGUGCUCGGCGUGAAGUGGUGUAAUGUUAUUGUAAACCAUGCGUAUAGAAACGUGUUAUUUUUGUUCUUCCCGUAUCUAUCCGGGACAUGGAAUACAGUUCGUUAGAAAUGAUUGUAAGAUCUUCAAAUUCUGCCGAUCGAAAUGUCAUGCGGCUUUCAAGAAGAAGAAGAAUCCACGUAAAGUAAGGUGGACGAAAGCUUUCCGAAAAACAGCAGGAAAAGAACUUGCUGUAGAUCCAGCUUUUGAAUUUGAGAAACGAAGGAACAUACCACUGAAGUACGACAGGGAGAUGUGGUCAAAAACUGUGGAAGCAAUGAAGCGUGUAGACGAGAUCAGGCAGAAGCGAGAGGCCCACCAUAUCAUGCAGCGGCUGCGGAAGGGCCGUGAACUGGAGACCCAGCGCGACAUCAAGGAGGUACACAGGGACCUCUCGCUCAUCCGGUCUCCUGCGGCAGGCCUCAAGGAGAGGGCCAAGGAAGAAGCCUUCGUUCAGGUUGAGGAAUCUGACACAGAAAUGGAAGUCGCAGAGACUGUCGAGCCAAUGGGAGCUUAACCGUGACUGUGUGUACUUAUUUGUGCUAAAGGAAAGUGAUCCGAAGGACUCAAAAGUAAUCCGUGAUGUGUAGUAUGUUACACUGUGUUAAUUGAUGACAAGUUUAUUUUAGAACUUGCUGUUCUAAUUACGCCAAAUAAAUUCAAUAAGUUACCCA
Molecule: messenger RNA, 737 nt
Organism: Schistocerca gregaria
Lineage: Eukaryota; Metazoa; Arthropoda; Insecta; Orthoptera; Acrididae
Gene: RpL24-like
Product: probable ribosome biogenesis protein RLP24
Exons: 3
Coding region: 65-580 (171 amino acids)
Biological process (GO): ribosomal large subunit biogenesis
Cellular component (GO): nucleolus
Source: RefSeq, a predicted model, not a curated record